Molecule: messenger RNA, 1183 nt
Organism: Molossus molossus (Pallas's mastiff bat)
Lineage: Eukaryota; Metazoa; Chordata; Mammalia; Chiroptera; Molossidae
Gene: HYKK
Product: hydroxylysine kinase
Exons: 5
Coding region: 50-1183 (377 amino acids)
Molecular function (GO): amino acid kinase activity
Source: RefSeq, a predicted model, not a curated record
CGGAAGCCGCCUCGGGACCGCGGGUCGCGCAGGAUUGUUUCCCUUGGACAUGAUGUCAUGUGGAGGUGACCAGCGACCACAGGCUUCUGCCAAACCCGUUUUCAGUGAGGCACAAGCCUGUGCGGUGGUGGAAUCGGUUUUUGGGUUCAAAGUUUCCAAGAUCCAGCCGCUUCCUAGCUAUGAUGACCAAAACUUUCACGUGUGCGUUUCAAGAGCCAAACACACUACCGACGGCCCAAUGGAAUAUGUCCUCAAAAUAAGCAAUACCGAGUCUAGCAAAAACCCAGACCUGAUCGAGGUGCAGAGUCAUAUCAUCAUGUUCCUGCAGGCAGCUGGCUUUCCGACAGCCUCAGUGUGUCGUACCAAAGGAGACAACAUAACCCAUCUCAUGUCCGUAGAUGGUGGUUCUGAAAUCAAGAGCUACUUGGUGAGGCUGCUGACUUACCUCCCGGGAAGACCCAUAGCUGAGAUUCCUAUCCGCCCACAGCUAUUAUAUGAAAUCGGAAGGCUGGCUGCCGAGUUGGAUAAGACACUGGAGAAAUUCCAUCACCCAAAGUUAAGAUGUCUUCAUCGGGAGAACUUCAUCUGGAACCUGAAAAAUGUUCCUCUUCUGGAGAAAUACCUGUAUGCCUUGGGCCAGGAUCGAAAUCGUGAGGUUGUGGAACGGGUCAUUCAGCUGUUCAAGGAUGAAGUUGUGACCAAAUUAUGUCACUUUCGAGAGUGUAUCAAUCAUGGAGAUCUUAAUGACCACAACAUUUUAAUUGAGUCCCGCAAGUCGGCCUUUGGAGAUGCUGUCUAUCACGUGUCUGGGGUUUUGGACUUUGAUGACAUGAGCUAUGGCUACUAUGUGUUUGAAGUGGCAAUCACCAUCAUGUACAUGAUGAUCGAAAGCAAGGAUCCUAUACAAGUAGGUGGUCAUGUCCUUGCAGGGUUUGAGAGUAUAAUCCCACUGACACCUGUAGAGAGGGGUGCGUUGUUUCUGCUUGUGUGCAGCCGUUUUUGUCAAUCGCUUGUCAUGGCCGCGUACUCUUGCCAGUUACACCCAGAGAACAAGGCGUAUCUCAUGAUUACUGCAAAAACCGGGUGGAAACAUUUACAGCUAAUGUUUGACAUGGGCCAGAAAGCUGUCGAAGAAAUCUGGUUCAACACUGCUGAGUCCUACCAAUCUGGGAUCUCCAUGUGA